Molecule: messenger RNA, 1179 nt
Organism: Lepus europaeus (European hare)
Lineage: Eukaryota; Metazoa; Chordata; Mammalia; Lagomorpha; Leporidae
Gene: SPATA33
Product: spermatogenesis associated 33
Exons: 3
Coding region: 76-498 (140 amino acids)
Cellular component (GO): nucleus; cytoplasm
Source: RefSeq, a predicted model, not a curated record
UGUCGCCCUUUGUGAGUCACUGGGCGCUUGGCCGCCGGGGAGGCGCCGGGGCCGCGGCCUGCGCCGGCCUCCCCUAUGGGACUUUCCAAAAGCAAACCCAAGCACAGGAAAGGUGAGGAGCCGAAGCGGGGGUUCAGCUGCGCCGCCCCCAAGGGCAAGGACAGGCAGGCGGAGAGGCCCUCGCCGGAGCCCAAGCCGCCGGACAGGGCCGCCGCGAGGCCCGCGGACAGCCUGCACCUGGGGCCGGCGUCCGGGAAGCCGCAGCGGCCGUCCGCCUCGUCCGAAGAGAAGGCCGGCCCGAGGCAGCAGCUGAGCGAGAAGAGGAGCACCAUUCCAAAGAUCACCAUCACGCGGGCCUCCAACGAGACGCUCAUCAGCUACAGCUCUACCGAGAGCGAAGAGCAGAGGACCAUCCGGGAACAGGCUGAGUGUGGCCCCUACCAGCGGCACAGGAACCCCAGUACCAUCGCGGCCUACAAUCUACACUCCCAAGAAUAAAUGAGCACCCCGGUAGCUGUCCGUGGUCAGUGUGAUGCGAGUCUCAGCGCUGGUGGCCGAGGGCUGCCCUGUCCUCCUCCCACUGCUCCGUGACCGCCUGGGUCUUCCCUUCCCCAGAGCUGUUGGCAGCUUGGUGGAGGGCGACCGUGACUGCGGGCCAGAGAGCGAACGUGUGCUAAUCAAGGACUCCGGCAGCGUUCCGUGGCGCGAGCGCUGGCUGUGCAGUGCUGAGCUGCCAGGGGCGCCUCCUGCCGUGACAGCGCUUUCCACCGUCUCCCCGAGCUGGGGGAAAGAUGCGAUUUUGAGGACUGACCCUGCAUACGGAAUGCCCAGUGAGGAGUGUGUGCUGGGGUUGGGGCCGGCUUUGCUGGUGGCCUUGUCUUUCUGGCCAGUGGAGGGCCACUCAGGAAGAGCCCAGGGCUGCUGGAGACAGUCUCAGCCCAGUCUGCCCUCACACAUGCAGGGCAGAAACAGAAUGUGGGGUUUGUCAGCUGGAGACUGGCUGGUGGCAGGCUCUAGGCAUGGUCUCCAGGAGUACUGGCCUCGGUGGGCUAACGGAAGGGACAGAGCCUGUCCACCAGGGUGAUGGACACAACCUUCUCAAGUGCCAGGGUAGGGGAGUCUGCUGCCUGUCCCAUACAUCGUUUCUUUCUUUCUUUCUUUCUUUUUUUUUUUUUUUUU